AGUCUCUACAUUUAAAUCUGUUUUUAUUUGAAGCAAAUCUACAGCAGGAAGCUUUAGACAGCAUCGGGUGUACAACGGCAUGGCAGGAAGGAAUGCAUUUGGCAAGUCAGGGUUUCGUCCUUAUCAGAAAGGAAUGGAUGACCACCAAAGGCCUCCCACUUACCCGGAACAGCGACAUGUGACAUACCGAGUCAACCCUGACGGUAAUACCUAUCGUGAAGAGAUAAACAACGACCAGAAUGACAGAAAAUAUGAACAAGUCAAUCUUCCACAUAACCGAGAUGUUGUGAACCCAUCGACAACGCAAGAUAGAAACAUAAGGGGAACGCGUACCAUGAACGUGAAAUACACUGAGCCAAUCAAAAUACAGUCACAGAGACCUGCUACCUACCGAGUCCAAUCUGACGGUAAAACAUAUCGUGAUCAGUCAGACGACGAACAGUAUAACAGGAAGUAUGAGCAAGCCAGUCACCAACGAAACCGAGAUGUUGUAGACCCAACAAAACCGCACGUUUUCCCACACGAUCGGAACAUAAGAGGAACGCGUGUAACGCACGUGCAACAACCAGAACCAAACGAAAUACUGCCACAGAGAGCUGUUACCUACCGAGUCCUGCCUGACGGAAAAACGUAUCGUGAACAGGCAGACGACAUUCAAAACGGCAGAAAGUACGAGGAAUCCAAUCCGGUCCCACAAAAGGCAGAUUUUGUAAAUAAGAACAUAAGAGGAACGCGUGUUGCGCAUGCGCAACACCCAGAACCCAGCAAAUUCCAAUCUAAGGAAGAUCCAAUGGAUGCCCCGAUAGUGCAAAACUCAACCGACGGCAUGGGAAAGGAUAAAAUCCAUAGGUGGACAAUGUUUAGACUUUGGGUCAACCGUGAAAUAUCACAAGAAGUCCGAAAAGAAAGGGAUUCCAACAAAGAAUUUACAAGACGAUUAGAUCUUCCUAUGGACAGUAUGGUUACUUCCGUAAUAGUUGACCCUGCAAGUGACACAAAUGGCAGACGACUCCAAAACGAAUAUGGUGCAAAAGGACAUGGCGUUCAACAUUUUAACAUUCUUCCGGAAAAUAUGUACUUUGUUUUUGGAAUACCAAGAGCAAAGACAUCAAUGAAUGCCAAUGUUUCGGAAUUUCUUGAGACAAUGUCAAAUGCCAUUGCCAAAUCGGAACAGGACGUUUCGUCGACAAAAGAUGAAUUUUCUACCAAGGAUGACGCUGAUUUCAGAAGAACUCGGGGACUUGGACCUGAGGUAGAUCAGAGAAGGUCACCGGACCAGUACGAUAAACACCUGAAGAGUGAGGCAAACGACGACGAAAAAAAUCGAAGAUGGUACGCAGAUGACUUGAGGAAAAGUCGCUAUAAGCAUGCUGAUGAAAUAAGAGAGAACAGGACAGAUUGGGAGGACGAUCGUGUGAAGAAGCCAGGCCAGUGGGAAGUGGACAACCUUGGCAAAAGCCGGAAGUGGCAGUCAGAUGAUUACAACAGGGAUCGAACAUUUGGCGCGGAGAAACAUUCACCCAAACCUUCGGGAACGGAUAACGACUGGAAUUUCCCCCAAUGGGAUGACGGUGACUUAGGAAAGUCAAGAAAUAGAGGAACAGACGACUUUCGGAAGAGUCGCGCAGAGGGAUUUACAGAUUUCGGAAAGUAUAAUUUUGACAGUUAUGAAAUGCCGAAUAAGAAGAGGAAAGAGCACUUAUCUAAUACAAGGAAAGCAGGCGAAAAUAUCUAUGCCACACAUGUAAACAAAUGAUACGAAUCAACACCGAGAAAGUAUAUCUCGUAACGGUAAACCUAUACUAGAUAUCUACAUCCAGUCGCUGUAUCAUACACAUAGAUUGAGUUCAUAUCCCAGUGACCGCUUCAUUGAACCUCGUAAUGAAGAAAUUCAGCUGGUCUCCUUGUCAAUAAAAAGAACAAAUUGACCUUCUGAAGUUGCUGACCAAAAAGACAGCUUUAUUUUUGCCUCGAUCUGAAGUUGACAUCGUCUUCAGAUUUCCAUUGAGCUGCGUUUUUUCCCCGAAUGGAAUGCGUGUUCUUAGUUUAGCGAUUGUUCAGAUGCUGAAAUAGUACAGAAUGUUCGUGAAACAAAAUAGAAGAAAAUCGCACAAGUAAACUAACACAUGUAUAUCUAUUAUAGAGUUACAAACCGGUGGCGAUCGAAUAACGCACCGAUUGUGUAUAUAAAUAGUCUGAUCUGUGUAUCGUACGGUUUGAAAAGUACAAUAAAAAUGAAGCAUAUGCAAUCAGAUGUCACAGCGUUCAUAGAUGUUUGGUUUACGGCAAGGGACUUGGAUAUUAAUGGCUUGUCUGAAAUAGGUCGGAACACUGCCGUUCAGCUGGAACCAACUAAACAUGUAUUCCGGAAAUUGACCCAGUAUAUGUAUAAGAUAUCGUAUUAACUUGGUGAGAUAAAUCCAAGCUAUGAAACAAUAUUACAAAUAUUGUAUCACAGAUGCUAUUUUAGUCCAUAACAAACAAUAGUGGAUAAUGGGUAAUUACUAUGAUAAACUAUUCAACAUUUUAAAAUACAAAAUUAUUUUCACUCAUCAUACCAAAGGAAAAAUGUUUAUCUUUUAUUAUUGAAUGUAAUCAUUUUUUUUAUAUUACUUACAACUUGUGUCUACAUUAAACAGAUCAUUAACUUCAAAUAACGUGUGUGUUUUCGGUGGGG
Molecule: messenger RNA, 2677 nt
Organism: Mizuhopecten yessoensis (Yesso scallop)
Lineage: Eukaryota; Metazoa; Mollusca; Bivalvia; Pectinida; Pectinidae
Exons: 6
Coding region: 80-1756 (558 amino acids)
Source: RefSeq, a predicted model, not a curated record